AUGGACUUGGCCCUGCGGGGCUUGCAGGCCGUCAGCAGCGACAUCGUGAGUCUGCUUGGACGUCAGCUGGAGCGCUGCGGUCCAGAGCAGCUCAAUUGCCCUGCGUGCCCGAGCUGUCCGUUGCUGCAGUGCCCCGAGCCGUCGUUCGCGCUGGGCACCUUCAUUGCGGGGCUGCUCGCAGGUGUGCUCUCGGCAGCGACAGUGGGGUCGAGGGCCCUCGCCUACUACGAUCCGCGCGAUGACUACUGGCAUGAGAGGAUCAUGCUGGCGCACAUUCAGGACUUCCGCUUCGUGGUGCUCACCGCGCACUGGGACAUCUAUGAUGAGGAUAUGUCCCAGGCGCUCCGCCUGCUGCCGCUGGGCCCUCGGGGCGGCCUUCCCGUGCCGAGGCCACAGGGGCAGAUCUUGCGGGUGGACAACGCUCGCCUCAGCGCCGAGUUGCAGCAGCUGUGCGACGAGGCGGCGCAGAUGGCAUUGGACAUCCGCGAGGAGGAGGGCUUGCUGGCCCCAGCGGCGCACCAGGGGGUGCUCGCCGACGGCGAGGCGGAGGCGCUUGCCGAGGCGCCGGCCCCCGCGGCGCUGGCGGCCGCCGCACGGCCCGCCGGGCCAGCGGCUGGAGGCGAGGCUGCGGCCGGCGCUCUGGCGGCGGCGCCGGCCGCGCCGCCUAGGGCACCCGCGGCAGGCGCUCUCCUCGCCCCAGCACCGCCGCGGCCCACGGCGCCGCCAGCAGACGCGGUCUGGCUCUCGGCGGAGACGCGUGGGGGCUUCACGGCCGGGGCCCCUAUCCCGCCUGAGCUCCUGGGAGCGGAUGGCCAGCCGCAGGUCGUGCUGGGCGAUCGCGGGGUCGUGGUGCUGGCGUCGGGCGUCUCGCUCGCGGUCGCAGUGGCCAACGCCCUGGAGGCAGGGGCGGCAGCGCUCUCCAGCAGCGGGGGAGACCUUCGCACGCUGCCGGUGCUCUACUCGCCAGCUGGUGGCCGCUCCCGGUCCUUCCACGACGCCGUGGCCAAGAUGUCCACCGCGCCCUUCCCAGACUGGCGCAUCAAGGGGCCGAGGACCGCGGCCUGGCUGCUCGAGAAGAUCUCGGAGGCGGGCUACACGCCGCUGCAGAGGCAUUUCUGGUGGAGGUCGAUCCAGGGGCUCACAGCUUCCGACUCGGGCGUGGACGACCACCACUUCAUCUCCGAGGUGCUGCAGGAGCUCACCACCUACGACCAGCUCAACGCUGGCGAGCUGGUGGUGGUGGAGAUCCUCUGCCGCCGCUACCAGCUCUGGGAGGAGCUGUGCGCCUCGAGCUUGCGCGAAGCCGAGGCUGGUCAGGACGCUGCACCCUGGCUCGAUGAGCGAUCCAUCUUCCUCGGGCAGGACAGGAGCCGCGGCUCGGCGCUUGUCUGCCCCGCCUUGGAGAGCUGGGUGGCUGAGAAGCUCCGAGAGGAAAGUGCCAUCCUCAAGGAGCGCAGUUUGCAGGGGGGGCGAGGCGUGCUGGACGACGAUGCCACCUCGCUGGGUUUUGGCGAUGACGGUCUCGCGCAAAGGGGCGCGCUGCCCAUCCCGCUCAGCUCGGAGGCGCUCCAGUGCUUGAAGGGGUUCUCGGCCCUCGACGGCGAGCUCUCGCUGGGGCAGCGGCGCAAGGUCGCGCGCUGCAGGCGCCAGGAGCGCUGGAUGCUGGAAGGCGUCGCGGCGCUCAACGAGCUGGGUGGGGGUGGACGGUUGGCUGACAGCGGCGGGCGGCUUAGCUUGGCGCAGCGCUCCGCGUUGCAGCAUCUGGGUGAGGUCUACGCCGCGGCCCCGCCAAAGACUGAGGAUUGCACCAACCAGGAGGCGUUCCAGGCGCUUCUGGGGCUUCGACCUGGCUAUGCUGAUGAGCCAGCCAUCGGGGCGAGAGCCGGCUACCAGCGCGGGGGGGUCUCCCUUCCUUCGGGCGGUGCUGGGCGUGUCGAUCUUGUUCGGCUACUGCCCCCGCACCUGCAGUCAGCGCUGGAGUCCGGGCACGGGUUAUUGCGCUCGGAGCAGGAGGCUACUGCUGCUCUGGAGGAGGCUGACGUCACGUGUUACGUGGACGGCAAGCUGGCCCAACGGGGCAUUGACUACGGACGUUUCUUGCUCGAGCUUUACGCUGCAGGGAUCGUUGUUGUUUUGGACUAUGAGUUGGAUCGGAAGGCGCUGGGGCCUGAGCUUGCGGCGCGGCCCAGGAUAGCCUUCCGCGUGCGAGUCGUUCCCAUGGGAUGGAACUGGGCCGUCCACUUGGUGCAGUCUGCCCACCUGAACGUGCUGGCCUCGGUCUCUCCGAACAACCAGUGGUUGGUGGACAAGCAGCCUGGGACGUGCCUCUCGGACAGCUCAGCUGCAGCCAAGGUCUUGUACAUAGACAACUUUGCGGCCAUCAGCACCAGUCGCGAGACAGCGUUGCAAGUUGUCAACGACAUGUUUGGCUCGUUCACCAGUGAGGGCGUCAGGGCGUCGCUUGACUUGGACGUCGUCCUCCUCGGCUUCACGCUGGACUCUAAGGCCGCCAGGUGGCGCCCCGCACCCAAGAAGUUUUGGAGGGUGCACGGCUGCAUCUCGCACUUGCUGGAGCCAGGAAGGCGCAUCACGGGGCGCCAGUUGGAGAGGCUCGUGGGGCACGUGGUCGCGCUGCUGCUGCUGCGGCGUGAGGCUCUCAGCCUCCUCAGUGCGGUCUACGUCUUCAUCCGCUCGACCUACGACAGGGCGCAGCCGCUGUGGCCCAGCUGCCGACGCGAGCUCAGGUGGGUGCUUGCGUUGUUGCCCACGGUGUUCGCCGACAUGAAGAGGCCUUGGCACUCUGAGGUAGGUGCCUUUGACGCGUCGCCUUGGGGCGCGGGAGUCUGCACGGCGCGCUGGCCUUUGAGCGCGGUGCAGGCCGCGGGCAGGCAGCCGGAGAAGCUGCGCUUUCGCGGGCCCCUCGCCUCGCUGGUGGCGCCGCGGGACGCUGCCCUGGCCGCCGACAGCAUCGAGCUCUCUGACCCAGCCGCACUCCUGCUCGGGCGCGCGGCGGGUUUCGCCGAGGUGAGCGCAGAGCUGCUGCGUGAGGAGCGGGGCUUUCUGGCAGCCAACAAGGUGCGGCCGCCCACUCAGGUGCUCUACCUGAAGGUGUUGCGGCUGCUGGCAGGCUGGCUCAUGGUGGACGCCCUGCCCGACUGGCCCGUGGCUGCUUGGGACGCAGCGUUGGCCGACUUCCUGCUGUGGGCCUUCGACCAGGGAGUGGCGCGGGCAACGGCUGCAAGGCUUGGCGCCGCGGUGCUGUGGGGGCUCCCGCAGCUCCACGUGGCGCCCUUGCAGAGAUGCUUCCCGCAGCUCGCGCACUCGCUGGCGGUUUGGAAGCGCCUGCGUCCGCCAGGCUCGCGCCCGCCUCUUCCAGAGCUUGCGAUUCGCGCAGCGGCAGCUUGGCUUGGGCACCAGGGCGAGUUUGCGACCGCCUUGUGCGUCAUGCUGAUGUUCGAGGGCUACCUGAGACCCUCGGAGGCGCUGGCGCUGCGGGCCGCCCAGCUCACCGGCCCUUUCGGCUCGGCCACCAGCGCGGGCUCACACAUGUCAGUAGUGGUGCAUGCUGCAGAGUUGCAGCAACCGGGCAAGACGGGCGAGAUGGACCAUACCGUUGUGCUCGACCUCCCGCGCCAGCAGGUCCUGGCUUGGGCCUUGGCGCGCCUGCGCGACUCCCGCCUGGGCUCCUGGCACCCGCUGUGGGACUUCGACUACAACCUCCUCCAGCGGCGGUUUGGCCAGGCGCUCGCGGCUGUGGGAGCCAGCUGUUUAGCAGGCACGCUCUACAGCCUCAGGCACGGCGGCGCCAGCCACGACCGCCUGACGGCCAGCCGCGCGCUAAUGGAGGUGCAGCAGCGAGGAAACUGGCGCGCCUUCAACAGCGUGCGGCGCUACGACAAGCACGGGCGAGUGUCGAUCGAGUGGAUGAAGAUUCCAGCCCACCAGCGGCAGGAGAUCGAACGUUUGGCCGCUGGACUCGACGCCGCCUUCAAGCUGUACUCGCCUCAGCGGUGA
Molecule: messenger RNA, 4014 nt
Organism: Prorocentrum cordatum
Lineage: Eukaryota; Dinophyceae; Prorocentrales; Prorocentraceae
Source: the annotation of a GenBank genome assembly